Coregonus sp. 'balchen' is the source of this 4231-nucleotide messenger RNA. NCBI's taxonomy places the organism in Eukaryota, Metazoa, Chordata, Actinopteri, Salmoniformes, Salmonidae. The record is from the annotation of a GenBank genome assembly.
UAAACAGACAGGAAGAAGGCGGUGACACUUCCUUUCUUGGGCGAGUUGGCGGAUAAGGAAAGUGGCACAAGGACGAUUAAAGUGAAUAUGGCCCCCAACACGCAACUGAAUGAAGCGGUGUCCAACGUAAAAAAGGGAAUUCGGGCAAUCCUGCUCGGACCCCCUGGUGCUGGGAAAGGAACACAGGUGAGUGAAUUAUGCUAACUUGCUAGCUUGCUUAGGAAGUGCAGGAAUGGGAGAUCGCUUGGCCGACACUGCCAACUAACUUUAUACACCUUGUCCUGAAGCUCAUUCUGAAUUGGCUUGCAUAGAUGGCCAUCUCUGCCAGCUUUACCAAGUCGCGUGUAAUGAAUUGAGUAGCUAAAUCAGACGAAUAAGGAAGUAUCAUAAAAGUUGUAAAUAGCUUGUUAACUAGUUAUGAGCGUCUGUCAAGUGGAAUGUAACUAUUUCCCUCUUGCCUCCCACUAUCUGGUGCUGGCCAGUUUGAUUGUGAGCUUGCAACACCUUGGCACACAGUCAGUGUGGUACUCGUCUCUGGAGUCGCAUGCCAACCGUUUGUGUGAAGGGUCCUAAAGAUAAGACGGCCCUUUCAACUAACUUUCAAUGUCACAUUAGGUGACUGUAUGCUAAUCAUACUCUCCAGCUGGCCAGAGCCAACUACUUUCACUUGAUCUAACCAUGUUCAAUGAAAACGUAUAGACUCUUUUGACUUCCCUGUCAAUAAGCUCAUUGUAGUUAUUAUUUAAUAUCUGGGGGUCUCUGGUCCAGGAGAGCAACAGGUUGUGCAAGGUUUUGUUAGAGGUAAUUUUGUCAGUUGUGUUUGGGCUGGAACAAAAGCUGGAACACCCUGCAGCUUCCCACGACCAUAGUUGGGGACUAAUGUACUUCCUUGCAGUCCUGUAUCCAGACUUCUUUCAUGGCUAUAGUGGCUGGAUAGCUGCACAGCAUAGCCUUGUAAAAAAACUCAGUGUGUACUGAACAAAAGUGUUUUAUUUGUUAAAAAAAUUUUUGCACAGGCCGGUAAAAUUACUGUAGGGGGCUUUAAGACGCAUACAUUUGGUCUGGCUUGGAAAUUCCAAGUAUUUAGUCAGUCUCCUGAGGGUUUGGUCUUUCUCUCAGUUGUGGAGCAACCUGAACAUCACUCUGUUGAAAUGUAAAAACAAAAUAUCAACAUGAUUGUGGCCUUGAAAUUACUGUACUGCACUGCAUGUGCUAUGGAGUUAAUUAUUCAACCCAAUUCUUUUUACUUUUCCAAAAGUGUCCCACACCCUCCCCACACACAUUCAGACAUUAGUCUCAUAUCAUGGGUGGAGGCUUUGUUGUUCAGUAGCUGAAGGGAUUUUGUGCUUCGACUGUGCCAAAAACAUGGAUGACAGCCAGCCAUUUAAUAUUCAGCAUGACUUUAAUGCUUUGAAGGGCUCCCACCUGUUGUAAUAGUUUGACAGGUUGGGAGGCGCAAAUGCUUUGCCAUACUCUUCUCUUCAGAGUUGUCAAGUUACGAUUUUUAAACAUGAGACGUGACUACAUAAAUGCUACACUUGUUGCCCUUAUAACAUUAGACUUUAUGCCAAUACCCUCCCUCUCUCCUCCCAGGCUCCUCGGUUGGCGGAGCAAUACUGCGUGUGUCAUCUGGCCACGGGGGACAUGCUGAGGGCCAUGGUGGCGUCUGGCUCUGAGCUCGGCAAGAGGCUCAAGGAGACCAUGGAUGCCGGGAAACUGGUAAGAUGUGUAGUGUGUUCAUAUGUUACUUCUGAACAUGUCUCUGUGUGCUCAUUUAAUAGGAAUGAAUCUGUUUUUGUGUCACUGGUGCUGUAGCUUAGUGGUAAUCAGAGAGCGGUUUACUUGGGCCUCUGUCCCAAUUGUGUGUUCUCAUGCAUUUUGUUUCACUGCUCAUCACUCGGUGAACUGUCAAAUUACUCAUAGGUCAGUGAUGAGAUGGUGGUAGAACUCAUAGAAAAGAACCUGGACACGCCUCCCUGUAAGAAGGGGUUCCUAUUGGAUGGAUUCCCCCGCACAGUGAAACAAGCAGAGAUGGUGAGGAUUGGUUGGCGCCUGACUCCAUUUUUCUGUCAAUCCCCAGAGCAAAAGUUUGUCUUGCUGUUAAUCAAGCAUAUGCAGUGAUGUAGUGGUAAAAAAAAAAGAUAGGUAAACUGUUACGCAACAUGAAAUAGGUGCGUAAACUGCAUUUACCCUCCACUAUACCACUGAGCAUAUGAACCUGUUUCCUACCUGCUCCCAUGUUUCAUGACUCCCUCUCUCUCCUAGCUGGAUGACUUGCUGGAGAAGCGCACAGAGAAGCUGGACUCUGUGAUUGAGUUCUCUGUCGAUGACUCCCUACUGGUGCGCAGGAUCUGUGGCAGGUAGGACCAAAUAUUCUGCGGUGCCCUGUGGUCUGAGCUAGUUAUUAUCGACCAUUUGUUGGACAAAUAAUGUUGCAGAGCCAUACCUCCCUCAUCCACAACAAACAAUGCUCUGUAUUGAGGACACGGCUUCAUACAGAGGUAAUGAUGUACCUAUAGUCCAUUCAAAUGGUGACAUCAGCAUGUCAAAAGGGGUUCUUUGUGUGACCAUGAUGGGAUAUAGUGUAAGCCUUUGAAGUAGGCUCUGAAGUGGGCCAAGGGCAGUGUGGGUGGCUUUGACGGAGGACAGGAGUAUUGUUGAAAUGGCCCACUAACCUUCUCCUCUCCCCCUCAGACUAAUUCACCAGCCUAGCGGUCGCUCCUACCACGAGGAGUUCAACCCACCCAAAGAUCCCAUGAAGGAUGACGUAAGUAUCUUGUCGAUGGACGUCCCCGUUCCUGAGUCUGGAUAUCCUACUUCUAUUGUAGAUCCCAAUCUGCUAACCAUGGGUGUUCAAAUGUGUUUCUGGGUCAACUUGCACUUCAAAAGUGUGUGUGAGUGCUCAAAGUGUUUGUGGGCAAACAUACACUUUUAACAAGUGUCUCUGUUUGUAAUAUGAAGAAAGCAGUGGCUCAUUUGCGAACAGUCUUUCACAAGUGUUGUGAAACACACUCCCUUGGCCAGGAGUUUCUCAGUGCUAGUGGCUUUGAGCGCUUGUUUCAUUUGAGUCAUUUAGCAGACGCGGUUAUCCAGAGCGACUUACAGUAGUGAGUGCAUACAUUUCAUACUUAUUUUUCUCCAUACUGGUCCCCCGUAGGAAUCGAACCCACAACCCUGGCGUUGCAAGCGCAAUGCUCAACCAACUGAGCCACAUGGGACCGUUUCAGAUGCUCAGCACAGAGAUGGCUUUCAAAACACAUGCAAGAGGGGCUACAUCUCUGUGGUGUACCCAGAGAGGUAGCUCAGUCCUACUGGCUUGGAAAACCUUCACAAGCCCUUCUGUGAUCAUCAUAGAUCCGACAGGACUGGAUUAGGAGAUAAUUUAAUAUGGCAGAAGAUGCAUUUGCCCAACUUGAGUGCUAGGGGGAGCCAUCACCAUAUUUCCUACACCUAUCCAAUUCUUUCAGAUCUUUGAACUCUUUAAGGUGUAGGGAGGAAGGGGGGAAAAAGAACUGACAAGAGAAAGAAAACAAAAUGGCCCUUUUCACUCAUGACCCCUAAUGUUGUUCUCUGUCCCCCAUCAGGUGACAGGGGAGCCGCUGAUGCGCCGCAGCGAUGACAAUGCGUCGACACUGGGCUCACGGCUGGAGGCCUACCACAGGCAGACGGUACCCCUGGUCAAGUACUACAGCGCCCGCGGCCUGCACAAGGCAGUCGACGCCGCCCAGUCCCCCGAUGUAGUCUUCGCCUCCAUCCUCGCCGCCUUCUCCUCGGCCACAGCCGCCACCUGUAAAGACCUGGUGCUCUUCGUCUAAGCUCCCUCCACCUCUCCUCACUCUCAGGACUCUCGUCCGUGCUCCUUUCGUCUAGCUUUCCAACUCUCCUCCUUAGUCUUUCCUUCACUCUCAAGACUAGUCUGUGCUCCGCUCUCCUCCCCCUCUUCGUCUCUGCUCUCCACUUUCUUCAUUCUGUGGUGGGGUGUCUCUCCCUUGUACUUGAAUGCUCUCCACUACUGGGACUUGAACACACUUCUCCUGGAAACUACAGAGACUUGAAUAGCUGGUUAUAAUGGAGUGUAUAAGAUAAGUGUAAUGUCCCCUUGGGUCAGGAAUACAUAUCAGUGGUAAUCAAAUACAUGUUUCUUUGUCACAUUCUUCGUGAACAGGUGUAAACUAACAGUGAAAUGCUUACUUAUGGGCCCUUCCCAACAAUGCAGAGAGAAAAAAGAUAA